AUGUCGCAGCAUCCUUCACGACCCCCGGGAGGGUAUGGCCCGUCAGGCUGGUCAGCCCGUCCCACCUCCCACAGUCCCUUUCGCCCUGCUUCACCAGCACGCGGUCCACCCACCCCCAUCCACCAUCCCAUGUCACCCCUGACUUAUCCCGGAAUGAUGCACCCGAUGAGCCCGGUGCCCAUCGGCAUGCCUAUCUCACCGGGCAUGUCACCGGUUUUUGGAUGUCCACCACCUGGAUUUAUUCAGUGCCCAAGACCGAGAUGGCCGUCGCCCGUUUCCACCGGAAAUGCUGCGCCUCGACCUUACAUACCUCAGAGUCCAAUUGAAGCACAGGGUGCCCCCGUACCCUGUGGACCCCCCGAGUAUCUGAUCGCCCCGUACAGACCUGGUGAUUAUGAGUACGUCGGUGUACCCCUAGAACCAUCCCAAAACGACGACGAGGACAGUGGACCCAGCACGGCGGAAAUUAUUGCCAGUCAAAGUCAAGAUUACGUCGAUGAAAAAUUGGCGGAAUACCAAGCCACAAUCGCUUUACUUCAAGGUCAGUUUUAG
Messenger RNA from Diachasma alloeum, 552 nucleotides. RefSeq names its product leucine-rich repeat extensin-like protein 3. The transcript is spliced from 2 exons. The record is from RefSeq and is a predicted model, not a curated record. NCBI's taxonomy places the organism in Eukaryota, Metazoa, Arthropoda, Insecta, Hymenoptera, Braconidae. The coding region runs from base 1 to 552 and encodes 183 amino acids.